Gracilinanus agilis (Agile Gracile Mouse Opossum) is the source of this 687-nucleotide messenger RNA. Its product is annotated as liver carboxylesterase-like. The annotation marks the transcript as partial. NCBI's taxonomy places the organism in Eukaryota, Metazoa, Chordata, Mammalia, Didelphimorphia, Didelphidae. Gene Ontology annotation, cellular component: endoplasmic reticulum; lipid droplet. The transcript has 5 exons. Gene Ontology annotation, molecular function: carboxylic ester hydrolase activity. Gene Ontology annotation, biological process: lipid catabolic process. The record is from RefSeq and is a predicted model, not a curated record.
GUUUGGCAGGAUCUCAGGGUCUUGAAGUUGGCCUAAGUCCAAGUUCAGAACCUUUAAUAGUGGAUGUGGGCUGUUGGAUUUCUGUUGGCUCGAGCAGUAAUACUUUGUGCAGCCUUGCUGUGGGCUAUGCUCUCUUCCACCCCAGUGAACCAGACCCUCUCUGCCCAUCUUUCAAAUCAUUUUCUAAAAUGUUAAUAGUCCCUAUGGUUGCAGAUGGAGUAUUUUUUCCCAAAAAUCCCAAAGAACUCCUCGUUGAAAAGCAGUUCAAAAAUAUCCCCUAUAUUGUGGGAAUUAACCAUGAUGAAUUUGGCUGGAUUCUUCCAACUAUGUUGGAAUAUCCUCUAUCAGAAGACAGACUGGAUCAAGAGAAAGCAACAGCUCUAUUGUGGAGUUCCUACCCACUUGUUAGAAUACCCAAAGACCUGACUCCUGUGAUAACUGAACAAUAUCUUGGAGUGACAGAAGAUUCUAUCAAAAAGAAAUGGCUGUUUUUGGACAUGUUGGGGGACUUGUUCUUUGGGAUACCAUCUGUAAUAGCGGCUCGACAUCACAGAGAUUCAGGCGCACCUACCUACUUAUACCAAUUUGAGCAUCGACCAAGCUUUUGGGGAAACUUGAAACCAAUGGCAAUAAGUGCAGAUCAUGGGGAUGAACUUUUCUUUGUCUUUGGGAUUCCAUUUGCUAAUG